AUGACCUCUGGAGCGGCGCAAUGUGAUUGCGUUUUCGACUUUUAUUCAAAUAAUAUUGCAAGCCAAAUAAAUCAAUGUAACCCGGAUUAUUCUUGUAAUAUCAAUCAUCAUAGAGAUGAUAACACAUGUAAUUGGAAUAUUGACUAUCCUAAGAAGUUCUCAAGUUGGCAUUAUUCAAGAAAUUAUCAUGAAACAUCAUUCCCUAGUUCUAAAGAUUCUGGAAUCAAGUCAAAUACUAUGCGCUCGACUUCCAUGAGUACAGAGCAUUUAAAUGAAGAUUUGGUAGUCCCAAAUGGAUUAUAUCAAAAGCCCAUUGUAUCAACUAAUUCUUGUUCAGAUGCAGAUUUCCUUUGUUCUUUGGAAAUCGAUCGACGUCAGGAUCAUGAGAUUACGGAAUGUAACAAAUGUAUAAAAUAUCAGGCAUAUCACCACGAAAAUUUACGUACGUCUUCCGGACAUACACAAUCUAACAUCAGCUCAGAUUCCCACCCAUUGGUUAUUUCUAACCCCAGCGCUGUUGCAGAAACUUACGAUUUAUCUGAUCAUAGUCGUGAUUCGUCUUGUCCUGACGAUCAUUUCGAUCGUAUGGUGCCUUCUCGAAUUGAGUUACCUAACAUUUGCUAUGAGUUAGGAGAGGAUGGACACACUAAGGCAGUAGAGGAAAUUGAAAGCUACUAUGGAGGACGUUUGAGAACCCAACGCGCUGCAAGGAUUAUACAAAAUGCCUAUAGAGACUAUCGUUUGAGAGCGGAAUACGCACGAUUGAAGCUAGAAAAAGGAAUCGGUCGUAUACGAGAAAGGAACUCAAGCAAAAUCGUCCAAAACAAAGCUAAUUCUGAUCACAUUCUAAACAAAGGUGACUGUGCGAUUUCUGAACCUACAGAUGACGUUGAUGAUUUGCUAAUCGAGGGAGCAUAUGUUGACUGGUCACCAGAAGCAGGUGUUAGUCAGACUGAGUUACCAAAUCCAAUUAACAAUGAAACACAUUUGAUUGACUGUAUUUAUCCUAAAACUCAUCCUCAUAUUUCACAGUCUUGCACAAUUCCUCAUACUGAUAGUUUACCGACAAUUUCUGAUUCUCCUAGUGUUCCCAGUUAUUUGUCUCCUGCUAAUGCAAAGUCUAGUAUCAAUAGUCAAAAUUUAAGGAUGUGUAAUCCACAAUUGAUGCAUUUUUCAGUUCCAAACUCAUCUCUAAAUUACAAUAAUGAUCUCAUUCAGAUACCUAGUGAAUAUUUCUGCAGUCCAUCUACUAAACAGUUAACAGUAUUUAAUAGUCCUCAUCCACAAUGGGUCAGUUCUCUUCCUAAUCAUUUUGAUCUCUGUUCGAAGACUCAGGUUACUACUACCUGCGAACAUUGUUCUCGUACUCGUCAACCUAAUCUAACUCAACAUUUUGGUGUUGAGUGUAUUCCGAAAUUCGGUGAUAUAUCUCCGGGUGUAGCAGGUUCAUCUGUACAUAGAGUUCGUUACAAAGAGUGCUGUUUACCAUCCAGUAUUCCGAACCGUUCAAGCUUUCGUAACAGUUGUUGUCCUUAUUGUGUGACUGUUCCAAAUUUGAAGGUUACCUCUACUGCAAACAAACCACCUGCUUUGGUUUGUAUGCCUGCAUCUAGAGCUAUCAUACCACCUCAACUUUGUAAUAAUAGUGGAUGUCCAGGAAUUCCUUUCCCUAUGGGAAAAGUAUACAAAACACCAACAGUUAUUUCAUCCUGUGUCCCUUUGAACAAUGAAUUACUGCAGUUGCACACGACGCAGUUAAUAAAUAAUGUUCCACAUGUUCCCUUACACCAUCUGGGGUCUCUUAAUAUUAAUAAGAAUGAUUCUUCUCAAAGACAACAUCCAACACAUGUGUCUUGCGGAGGCAAUUGUUAUCAUAUCCCUAAUUCGUGUCAGUUACACAUGCAUCCUUCAUAUCUUCCACAUAACUUACCAAGUCAGACUCUUCAUCCAUCUAUUGUAACUCCAUUUUCUCAUAGAAAUCCCUGUAUAAACCGACUACCCAAUUCUCAUGAGAAACGUAGAAAACGAACUUAUCGUAUUGGUUUAAACAUAUUCAACAAGUCACCUGUAAAAGGGAUUGAUUUUCUAAUUAAGAAUGGAUUUUUGGAGAAUUCUCCACAGUUGAUUGCUCGUUUUCUGUUAACCCGUAAAGGUUUAAGUCGGGUUGCCAUAGGUGAAUAUCUUGGGAAUACAAAGAAUGAAAUAGCCAAGUUGACAACGCGACAAUUUAUACGAGAAUUAAAGUUUCGGGACAAAGAAGUUGAUGAAGCAUUGCGUAUAUUGUUGGGAUGUUUUCGUACACCAGGUGAAUCACAGAAAAUUGUUCACCUAUUGAAUGAAUUUCAAUCAGCUUAUGUAGAACAGAAUGCAUCUCUUGUGAAGUCACAAUUUAGGAAUUCCGAUACUGUUAUGAUAUUAGCAUAUGCAAUUGUAAUGUUACAUACAGAUAUGUAUAGUCCAAAUGUUCGACCACAAUCAAAGAUGACAAAAGAAGAGUUUGUAAGAAAUUUGCGCGGUGUUGACUCUGGUGAAGAUUUAGAUCGAGAUUUUCUGCUUGGUAUUUACGACCGAAUCAAAUCCCAAGAAAUGUCUGUACAAUCAGACCAUACAGAUCAAGUUCGUAAAAUACAAAAACAUCUAACAGGUCCUCAAAAGCCCCUUAAUCUAUCAGUCCCUCAAAGGAGAUUGGUUUGUUACUGUCGACUUUAUGAGGUUCCAGAUAAAAAUAAACGAGAACGAUCUGGUGCACAUCAACGUGAACUUUUUUUAUUCAAUGAUCUACUUCUUAUUACUAAAAGUGUUCAAAAACGCAGACGUGAUGCAUCAGUUGCAUAUCAAGUACGAAUGACUAUUCAAUUAUUCGGAGUAAAAUUAGUCCCAUUUGAAACUGUUCAUCAUCCUAAUGGUUUAGAGCUACUGGCACCACUUGAACAAAUUCAGAAUGUAGACUGUCAUAGAGAGGUUGGUAUGAAUCAUAUCGUUGAAACACCCAAUGGUCGAGCGCGUAUCUUAAUCACUUUAAAUACAAAAACAAGUUCAGAUCGUGCUAGAUUACUAGAAGAUUUGCAAGAAUGUAUAUUAGAAGUCACAGAGAUGGAGCGUUUAAAACGAGAAGAAAUUUCAAAACAAAAGUAUAAUCAAGUUCAUCAUCAUUGUUUAAGUCAUAAAUCAGGAAAUCAUCCUAAAUCACUUGACAAUUCAGGUGUCUCUUUUAACAUAAAUAAUAGUCAUACUUAUUCUGAUCAUGAUAAUACUUUAUCAUCACAUAUUUGUGCACCUAUAGCUUGUUUGUUGAAUGCUACAGAAACAAGAGUUACAGAACAAACAAAUCAUAUGCCUGAAUUCUGUCAGCAUUAUAAAUUACCAGAUGGGCAAAGACUAAGUGGUGACAGUGGACUAAUGGCUGAUUUGGAUGCAGUAUCUUCUUAA
Messenger RNA from Schistosoma guineensis, 3429 nucleotides. The record is from the annotation of a GenBank genome assembly. NCBI's taxonomy places the organism in Eukaryota, Metazoa, Platyhelminthes, Trematoda, Strigeidida, Schistosomatidae.